AACAAGUAGGAGUCGUGUCGCUUCCUCGGCGUCGUGCCGUCGUGUGCGUGUCCCUCUCGGUCCCUCUCGUGCGCCGCUGAGUUUGGGUCCGCGGUCCUAACCCGCCGACGGGUCGGUCGUUCCUUGGCCGUCGUUCCGACGUCGUUCCGGCCCUGCCCCGGGAACACGUCCACGCGGUGACAUGUGAGGGUGCGAGUUUGUGUGAGAGGGAGAGAGUGCGCCCGAGUGGCGCCUGCCAGUGAAAUGGUGUGCUAGUGCAGUGCUUACCCUGACCAGGAUCUAACUUCACAAUGGAUAGAGACGCGCCCAACUCGUCGGUGCUCAGCGAGGGGGCCAUUGAACAGUCCGGCGAGCGCAUCGUGUGGGAGAGCCACCACGUGACGCUGACCAGGGUGCCGGGCUACGGCUUCGGCAUCGCCGUGUCGGGCGGCAAGGACAACCCGCACUUCACCAGCGGCGACCCCGCCAUCGCCAUCUCGGACGUCCUCAAGGCCGGCCCCGCCGAGGGCAAGCUGCAGGUCAACGACCGCAUCGUGAGCGCCAAUGGCGUGUCCCUGGAGAACGUGGACUACGCGACGGCCGUGCAGGUGCUGCGCGACUCGGGCAACACGGCGCUGCUGGUGGUGCGACGGCGCAUCGUGCUGCCCGCCUCCCCCGAGCCCCACACGCUCAAGGUGCAGCUGCAGCGCAACAAGAAGAAGGACGACUUCGGCAUCGUGCUGGGCUGCAAGAUCUACGUCCGGGAGGUGCUGCACCGGGACAAGGACGGCCUGGCCGGCGCCGGCCCGGGCAACUCGCUGCAGGAGGGCGACGUGCUGCUCAAGAUCAACAACCACUCCGCGGACGGGCUGUCCCUCAAGGAGGCGCGCAAGCUGAUGGACGCCUCCAAGGAGAAGCUGAGCCUGCUGGUGCGGAGGGAGGCCCGGAGCACCUCGUCGCAGCAGUCCUCCAACGGCAACCUCUACGGCGGGCCCUCCUCCCACAACAACUCCAGCCUGCAAAGCAAGGACGGCAACCUCCUGGACUCGCUGGCCGGCGGCACCAACUACUCGUCCCAGAACCUGUACGUGCAGCCGCCCACGCGCGGCGCCAUGGCGGCCAUGGCGGCCAUGCACCCGCACCAGAGCUCGCUGCUGGACGACAAGAGCAACCUGCUGCCGCGCGGCCGCAGCCGGGUGCCGCUGCCCGACCACGUGUCGCUGAGCCAGCUGGACCGGCCGUCGACGCCCUCGGGGGCGGGGGCGGCCGCGGGGCCCUCGGUGGGCUCCAACGCCACCGGCGCCAACCACAACCACUCGCGCAGCCGCAGCGGCAUCGACGACGCGGACGGACUGUCGCCGCCGAGGCCGCCGCCGCCGCGGCCGGAGGGCGAGGCGUACGACUUCUACAGCAGCAGGCGGCAGCUGUACGAGGAGGACCCGCUGCUGCAGCGGAAGCAGCAGCAGCAGCAGCCCAUGCCGGACCCGCGCUUCGUCACGUUCCAGAAGGAGGGCUCGGUGGGCAUCAGGCUGACGGGCGGCAACGAGGUGGGCGUGUUCGUGACGGCGGUGCAGCCCGGCAGCCCCGCCUCGCUGCAGGGCCUGCAGCCCGGCGACAAGAUUCUUAAGGUGAAUGAUAUGGACAUGAAAGGCGUGACACGGGAGGAAGCUGUUCUAUUCCUUCUAAGUUUACAAGACCAAAUUGACUUAAUAGUGCAGCAUCGUAAGGAUGAAUAUGACACUAUAGUUGCUGGUCAACGUGGGGAUUCCUUCCAUAUCAAGGCCCAUUUUAAUUAUGACCAACCCAAUAAAGGUGAAAUGAGUUUUAGGAAAGGUGAUGUUUUCCAUGUAGUGGAUACCCUCCACAAUGGAGUUGUUGGCUCUUGGCAAGUCUUCAGGAUAGGACGAAAUAAUACGGAGGUCCAGAAAGGUAUAAUACCAAACAAAGCCAGAGCUGAAGAGUUAGCUACAGCUCAGUUUAAUGCUAGUAAAAAGGAACAAUCCACUUCAGAAAGUAGAGGCAGUUUCUUCCGUAGAAGAAGGAACAGUCAUCGUAGAUCUAAAUCUCUAGGCCGCGAUCACUGGGAUGAUGUGGUCUUUGCAGACAGUAUUAGCAAAUUUCCUGCAUACGAAAGAGUUGUCUUACGCCAUCCAGGUUUUGUUAGACCUGUUGUUUUAUUUGGACCUGUCGCAGACAUUGCCCGAGACAAGAUGCUUAGAGAUUUCCCUGAUAAAUUCUCUUCUCCACAAUUAGAAAAUGGGUCAUCUGAUGUUCCUAAGAGUCAAAAGGCUUCUGGGAUCAUUCGGUUAAGUGCUAUCCGAGACAUUAUGGACAGAGGAAAGCAUGCUCUUUUGGAUAUCACUCCAAAUGCAGUUGACCGGUUAAACUAUGCUCAAUUCUAUCCAAUAGUUAUAUUUUUAAGAGCAGAAUCCAAGCAAACUAUCAAAGAGGUUCGAGCUGGUGCUGGCUUAUCCAACACCAUGUUGGAUAUCCUACCAUGGACUGCCCAUAAGAGCAGCAAAAAACUGUUAGAACAGUGCCAAAAGCUUGAGAAAGUAUGGGGACAUGUGUUUUCAAGCUCAGUUACCCUCUCAUCACCUGAGUCAUGGUAUAGAAAAGUGCGUGAGUUGGUUGACAAACAGCAGCAAACACCUGUCUGGAUGAGUGAAAGCAAGCCUGACGAGGCUCUCUCAGAUGAUUUCCUCUUCCCAAUGACGUCCCGCCUCUCCUAUGCCUCUUCCCCGGAGUCUGAUUUGGACCUGAGUCCAGAGCCACGGCCACACAACCACAACAAUAGUGGUCUGUCUUCCGGAGGGCUCAACUCAUCUCGCUUAGUCAAGAGCUCCAGUGACCCCAGCAUUGCUACUGUGGAAGAUGGAGCUCCGGGAUACACCGCACCUCCUCCCUACUCACCUGCUAAUUCAUACAACAAACAACCAAACUAUGAGAGUAGAAAUGGUGUUGGGCUUGGUUCUCCCAACGAGCACAGUCCUCGUAGAGGUGUCAAUGGCAUGGAGGGUAAAUAUGGCUUCACUCCUUCUUCGCCACUUGAAGCCAUGUCUCCAACAUCUGCCCCUGCACCUACAUCCCCUACCGUUCAUCUGAACUACCCCCCUCAUCAGCACAACUCGCACCCUCACUUGCAUGGGCAUUCCCAUCCCCAUUCACGCAGCACAAAUAUGGCUAGAUCUCCUCUUGCACACUCACCCCCUCUUCAGAAUUCCAAUGGACCCCCUGAACUUCCUCCAAGAAUUGAUCGUAACAUCAAGCCUCCUCGAGUUGGUCUGACACGUAGUGCCACAGAUCGCCUGUACCCCAGUAAGGAAAUGGAACCUGCAACCAAUGGUACCACAAAUGGCAGCCCUCCCUCUCCUGUUGAUCCCCCCAACUAUAUCAAUGCAACUCCACACCACCUUCGCACAAGUGGGCCCAACUCCUCCUUAGAUAGGCAUAUAGUGAAGACAAGCAGUUAUGAUAGUGUGUCAUCAUAUGAUUCAUACAAUAAUAGGGUUACUUUGGGUCAGAAUUCACAUGAUGACUUGAAACAGUGUAAUGGUGGACCAGCAUCACCACGAAAUCAUGACCCCUACAGGUUUACACGGUCUACCGCUCAACCAAUUGGUAGCCGUCAGAACUCUGUAGAUCCUCCAAAGGCCAAUAAACCACCAGAUUACAGCAAAUAUCGGCCAGGAGAGUACAACCAUAACAAACCCCUUCCACCACCAAAGACCACUUCAUAUAAACCAAUCCCUCCCCCAAAACCCAAGAAUUAUCGUCUACCUUCAAAUGGACAAUCAGAUCAUCAACCAAACCUACAAACCCAAUGGAGAAACCCAGCCAAUGGAGGGGAGCAAACGUAUGGCACCAAUGAAAAUACCCCCCAGCGCCCCAAUAAAUUGAACUUAGGAAUGGAGAAUGGAAUCAGUUCACCACUCCAUCACUCAAACAACUCGAUUUACCAACAUUCAAAGUCCUUCUCCUUGGCGGGAGGGAUGGAGUCCCAUCAUAAUGGGAUAAUUGGGUCACCUGGAAAAUUUACAAUGGAUCAGGAAAAUAACAACUAUACACCUAACCAUAAUAAUAAUAAUAAUCAUUCAGAUCAUAAUGGUGGUUUUGAUUCCGGUCAUGGAAGUAGUCUUGACCGAAAUUAUGAUAGGUCUGGUCCUCAGUAUUAUUACAAUAUGCCUCCUCCACCUGCAAGGCCCGGUCCUGGGCACCACAAUAGGGAACCAAGUGGCUUGGAUCUGGCAAACCGGGAACAGCGGGGCUCUGCCUUUGAACUAUAUAAGAAGCCAUCAGAUCCUCGGUAUCACUAUAUGGAGCACAGCAUCAGUAAUGGAAGGCACUGCGAUGUCGAUGAGGAUAGUCUCUACAGUAACACGGCAGGCUGGGGCAAUGGCACUGGGAGUGGUGCAGGUGGCUCGAUAAACAGCUCGAAUGUGAAUGCACAAAAGUCUGAGGUGGUGGCAACUGCCCGGGGCGUUUUCUCUGCCAAGGGUGGUGUCCUUGAGAAUCCAGAAACGGGAGUGUCUAUCGUGAUCCCUCCCGGUGCCUUGCCACCUGACUCCGAGCAGGAAAUCUACUUCAAGGUCUGUCGAGAUAGCGGCGGCUCGUUAGUGCCCCCUUUGGACAAGGAGAGAGGUGAGACGUUGCUGAGUCCAUUGGUCAUGUGUGGUCCCAAUGGACUCAAGUUCAAUGUUCCAGUUGAACUUCGAUUGCCCCACACAGCAGCUCCCAGUAAAGAUAAUUCCUGGGGAGUCGCUCUCAAAUCCACUGAGGUGGGGAACAAAACCACACCUACCAAAUGGCAUCAGAUGUCAUUAGGGAAUGAGAAUCUUCAUGGAGCGGAUGGGAGCAACAGUGUCUCGGUUCUUGUUGACCACUUUUAAACUUUUAAUUAAAAGAUUUAUGCAUAUAUUAUAUAAUUCAUUGCAGUCUUGCAUGCCAUGAGGUGCCAUUGACAAGUUUGAUGCAGAUGGUGCAUGGUGAAUAGCUCAAGUCCUUUUUUUUGCAAAGGUAACUCUAAGCCAAAAAAUAAAAAUGUGUUGCUAUUGAUUAGUACAAGCAAUAGUAGCAGCUUAUAUUUGACAACUCCUACCACUGCAGAUGUUUUUGUUAUGUUAUUAGAGGAAUUUAUAUCUGUCCAUUGAUAAUUAAUACAUUAAGUCAUGGGGGUGGAAAUGAGUUUGUGGUCUUCUAUAUGACCAUCACGGAUCUCAAACUUUAGUCUUUCUUCAAUGUACCAUAAGUGUAAGCCAUAAAAUUUGCAUCCUACAUGACUGUUAUUCUGUUUAGUGGUGUUAAUGAAUGUUAAAGUACUGUUAAAUUCAUGAAAAGAUGAAUGUGUCAGGGACCAAUGUUUGCUUGUUGCAUAUUUGUGUAGUUUAUUAUGUUGUGCAAGGUUCUUAAUUUAUUUAUAAAAUACUAGAGGAAAAGCUUGAACAGAAAGCAAUCAACUUGUAUUUGUUUUAUGGGUGUUUAUACUUUAGCUUUGAUUGAAUAUGUUAUGAUUCUAUUGAAAAAAGUUUGAUUAAAUUUUAUUAUAUGUAUUGCUUGUUAUGUAAAUUGUUGUAUUAAAUUACCUUAAACAAUUAAAUUAAUAAUCUAUUGUGUAGAUAACAGCAGCGUGAUUUAUUUUUAAAGCCGAUGUGUGAAACACUAUGAACGCAUUGGAAUACCAUUUAUGUGUAGUAACCUGUUUAAGUUAAGAGAUACCUGUGAGUUAUGCAAUUAUGUAUAUGUGUAUGAAAAGCAAUUUACCAUGUAAUAAAGUACACAAAUUGUUUCUC
Thrips palmi is the source of this 5768-nucleotide messenger RNA. Its product is annotated as tight junction protein ZO-1-like. The record is from RefSeq and is a predicted model, not a curated record. Lineage: Eukaryota; Metazoa; Arthropoda; Insecta; Thysanoptera; Thripidae. Gene Ontology annotation, cellular component: plasma membrane; bicellular tight junction. The transcript is spliced from 21 exons. Gene Ontology annotation, biological process: cell-cell adhesion; cell-cell junction organization; protein localization to cell-cell junction. Gene Ontology annotation, molecular function: cell adhesion molecule binding. Bases 291 to 4868 code for a protein of 1525 amino acids.